AACCACACAAGAUUCUCUCAAACUCUUCAUCUAGAACACAUAGACACACACACUCACUAACGCUUUUAGGUGUUUAAUUCAGUAGAAAAGUAUUUGAAACCUAUGGCUUCUUCUUUUCUUCUUCUGACCAUCCUCCUCUGCAUCUCCUUCUUGUUAUUGUCUGUAAAUGCAAACGAGGUUACAGUCGGUGGCAAAUCCGGUGACUGGAAGAUCCCACCUUCCUCUUCAUACUCUUUCAACGAAUGGGCUCAAAAGGCUCGCUUCAAAGUCGGCGACACUCUCGUCUUCAGCUAUGAAGCGGGUAAAGACUCGGUGCUGCAAGUGACAAGAGAGGCAUACGAGAAAUGCAACACCACGAGCCCGAAAGCCAGCUACACUGAUGGCAACACCAAGGUGAAGCUCGAACAACCAGGUCCUGUCUACUUCAUCAGUGGAAAAGAAGGUCACUGUCAAAAGGGUCAGAAGCUACGCCUUGUCGUCGUCACUCCUCGUAGCUCUGCUUCCUCUCCGGCUCCUUCACCGUCCGACGGUCCCGCCGUUGCUCCUAGCAGUGGUGACGCUGCUAAGCUCACCAGUGUCGUUGGCCUUGUUCUUGGAUUCUUGACGCUUAUUUUGUUGUAAUGAUUUCUUUUCUAUUUAUUAUUUUCUCGAACAUGAGGCAGACAAAUCUUUGUUUCUCUCGCUAGUCUUGUUGUUACUAUUUUAGUAUUAACAAGAUUAAAAUUUAAUUA
Messenger RNA from Raphanus sativus (radish), 731 nucleotides. RefSeq names its product early nodulin-like protein 15. The transcript has 2 exons. The record is from RefSeq and is a predicted model, not a curated record. Lineage: Eukaryota; Viridiplantae; Streptophyta; Magnoliopsida; Brassicales; Brassicaceae. Bases 103 to 621 code for a protein of 172 amino acids. Gene Ontology annotation, molecular function: electron transfer activity. Gene Ontology annotation, cellular component: plasma membrane.